CGGAACGGAAUGCAUUUAUGAAUGGGUAACAUUCUAAAGGGCGUGUACUUUAAACAGUGUACCUCUGAGAAUGGUGAACGUUUUCAAGCUAGAGGGAUACAUCGUACACGAAUGAAGUGACAUUCAAGUCAAGUUUUUCAGAGGACGAGAAUUCAAAAGAUCGUGACAGCAUGAAGGUUGCUAAAAGAAGAGUCUACAAAAAUGUCGUAGUGUUGGGACUAGCAUUCUUGUUAAACUUUUCUUCAUAUAUAUCAGCCCAAGCAUUACAAAGUUCAAUCAACCUUGAAGAAGGACUAGGUACAACCGGUCUAGCCGUACUAUAUGGAGUAUUCGUAGUAUCAAAUCUGUUCUUGCCUAAAUUCUGCAUAAGAAAUUUUGGUUGUAAUUACACUAUUGCCAUUAGCUUCAUUGGCUAUGCCGCAUUCGCCGCUGCGAAUCUGUAUGCUACAUGGUGGACUAUUAUUCUUGGAGCAACAUUGUGUGGACUCUCUGCUGGUCCUUUGUGGAGUUCUCAAUCGACAUAUGUAACACAGAUUGGACGUGCGUACAGCUCGGAUAGUGGGGAACUGUGUGAAGAUGUGGUCAGUCGACUGUUUGGAAUUUUCUACACAUUAAUGACCCUUUGUGCAAUCGGUGGAAACAUUGCUAGCUCAGUACUGCUAGCAAAUGUGAAUAACACAACAUAUGUUCCUAUGACUGAGCUAGCACGCUGUGGAGUUGACUUCUGCCCAGCUGACUAUAAUGCUACUAAUGCCCAUCUGACUAGACCACCACAAAAAACAAUUCAAAUACUCAUGGUAAUAUUUAUUGCGUUGAACAUACUUUCCUCCAUUCUUGUCAUUGUUUUCCUUGAUAAGAUAGAUUACGACAAAAAAGAGGAUUCCUCGGAAACAAACCCUGGUGAGAAUAAGGAAACUCCACUAUUGAACGACGAAAAUAAAAGUAAUGAAACAAGGCACCAGUCUGCAGCAUCCCUUGACCUAGCUGGACAAUUCAAAGUUCACCAAGGCAAAGAGGGCGAUAGCAGCGUUAAAGUAGUGAUUACAACACAUGGCCAGACUGAAGAAGAGGGUAUUGAUACGAUCACUGAACAAAAUGUCACUGCAUCUGAGAAGUUAACUGGAACCGUGAAAAGACUGAGUACAAAGGGGUGGAAUGAAGAUCAAUUGACAUUAAGCUGGAGAGAAAGACUGCGGCCAGAACUCCUCAUAGCAACAGUUAAAUUAAUGAAAGAAGUACGACUGAUGCUGAUCAUUCCUCUGGCCUUACUAAGUGGUAUGUUACAUGGUUUUAGCACAGCAGAAUUGACACAGUCGUAUGUAGGAUGUACAGAGGGUAUAUGGAUGGUUGGAUACAUAGCAAUGGCGGCUGGAGUGGCUGCUGCAUUAGUCUCAAUGGUCAUUGGGAAAAUAAAAUCCGUUGCUAGAGUAGUCUCUUUCAUAACUGCUAUUGUUAUGAGUGCAGCAGGUUUGAUUCUCGCUCUGGUGUGGAAAAAUCUCAACGCAAAGCUAUACAUUUUAUUCAUUAUAUCAUGCCUAUUAGGUGCCGGACACAUUGCCUUGGAGAUAGGACUCAAUACUACUCUGGGAUUGCAGUUUAUAGACCACAAUGAGGCGGCGUUUGCCAAUCUUAAGUUGUGGCAGAGUGUAGCUUGCGUAGUAACAUUUGCAUACAGUACAUAUAAUUUGGAAGAGCUAGACCAACAGGAAACAAAAUAUAUUCAGUCUGCUGGCAGGAAAACGACAUUCACGAGAAUGGAGCAACGUGUGCUAUUACUGAUACUGGGUGGACUAGCAUUGCUACAGUGCCACCUAGCAGCUGAGAAGAUGACCACAGAUCAAAGACUCGAGCAACUCUCGAGACAGUUGAUGCUUCAGCAAUUCUUCACUGAGCAGAGGGUGAGGUCUGAGGGGAACAGUGGCAUAAAACAAACAAGGAACAUGGCGACGGGAACAAAAGCCUACCAUCAGAGGACGCACGUGGGCACUGGUAUUGCGGCCAUUCACGAACACGCAAACAAUAUACGAACAGUUGGGAUGGGGGAAUUCAUUGCUGUUCUAAACGGUGUGGAGUUUAAAACGAGACACAACGAUUACAGACUAAGGAUGCCGCAUCCUACGUCUAAUAAAUACCAUGAAAUGGUUGAUGUACCAUUUCCCGAAGUACCUCCACAGGUGAAGAGUCAACCAACCAUAGAGAAACAGAUACUGGAGAUGAGAGAGUGGUUCAAAGCAUGGAAAGAUAAUAACGAUAAAGAAAGAAACUUUAAAGAUUACUUCAAACCCGUCGUCUGCUACUUAGAAGGCUCCUGGACGUCGAGUAACGGACAGAUCGACGAACCAUUCUUUAGCGAUCGCCAUUUUAUUGACGCAAAAGAAUGGAGUGAAUUAAUGGAGAAGGCGCGUUACACAGCACACAGUGGAGGUAAAUCAAGGCUAGAAAACUUCGCAUACCUACCUGUGACAAUAUUCAACGUUAAUAAUGGUACGCCAAUCUUCGCACAAUGGAACUAUCGUAUCGCAUGUCAUCCUAUCAAAACAUUUAUUCCUCUACAUGCUUUUCACCUGGUUGAGGAUCUUAGAACGAGAAUGAAUAUGGAAAACACUCCAGAAGAGCUGUCUUUAACAAGGAGAGCAAGAUUCCAGAUAAACUUCAAGCUACGCCCUGAGAAAAGAUACAGAGAGGAAGCAAGAUCCAGACCAACAUUGUUAGAUGAAAUAAUGAGUGAGGUUCCGGGUAAGGAUAACUACCAGGGUGAUAUCACUGAUGAAACAUUGGAUGGACGCCAAGUACAGUCAACCACUAGAAAAAAGCUUAAUGCAGCAUAUUAUCAUCGAUUCUAUUUGGCAGCUGGUCGAGAUGCCAUGGGGGAUUCAAUACAAAGACGCGGAUUUGCAGACGAUACCGUAUUUAUGGCACGUACAACCCAAGAAAAGAUUCCAGCACUGACACAGAAAAUAUGUCAAAAGAAAAAGAAGAAGAAGACCUGUACGAGUCAUACAUCAAGUUGGACGUAUGCGUUUCCUUUGGAAAUCAUCUGGCUCACUCCUCUAAGCUCGUGGAAUCCAUAUAAUCUGACGAUGCAGAGCAAAAGCAAAAGGAGUUUUGUUGGUGGAAGAAAUGGCAAGAUGACUGAAGAUAAAGCUUACAAUGGUAUACAUGAUAGGUUAUAUUAUAUAACGCCUGCUGAAUUUUAUGGAAAAGAGGGGAAGACCAGCGAUAGAGAUAGGGCAGACACUGCAAAAGGAGUUGUUGGUGUUUUGGACCAAACUGGAGUUGUACGUGCAAUGAAAUCUGCUGGAACAAAGAUCCUCUUUCCGACGAUUCCAGGUGUUGGUCGCUUACGACAACGAUAUCCCAUAAUGCCAGUGCACAUGGAGGGUAACUCCAUCUAUAAAGAGGUUGAAGCACUAACUGAUAUGGUAAUGGAGAUGAAAAAAUAUAUUGGUCUUUACAGAUCCCCACCGGUGGGAGGCAAUGGCACUGUCCCACCUUCUACGUAUACUCCGAUAACUCUACAACUCCAGAGUGCGACACGAGAGACAGUAGGACCGCAUCAACACUCUGUGGAGCUCUCCAGGAGUGAAGUUGAGGAUGCCAUGAAUGGGGAGUUCAUAGAUGUUGUCACAACAAUAAUGUCUGGGCAUGACCAUGAACUACGUAUAGGCUACUCUGAAGGGGAAUGGUUUUUGGUGCAAUGUGAUGACAAAUUGCACUGUUGGGACGGUCAUCCUGAUGUGCUCUUUAGAGAGGACGAGGAGUAGACGAUAUGCAUGUUGUAAUAAUAUACAGAUGAUAAAUUACACAGAUGAUAUACUGUACAUAAUUUGAUAAAAUUGAGUGGGUGAGCGAGAAAAGGCAACCAAAUCUUAAUACCUCAGUCAUCCGGUAUGGGUUCGGAGUCAUAUUUGGCACAAUUGAAC
Messenger RNA from Owenia fusiformis, 3923 nucleotides. NCBI's taxonomy places the organism in Eukaryota, Metazoa, Annelida, Polychaeta, Sabellida, Oweniidae. The record is from the annotation of a GenBank genome assembly.